GGCGGGGCGGGGCGACGGGAUUUUGUCGACAGCAGAUUUUUUUUCUGUCGUGUGCUCUCUGUCUCAAAGUAUCAAGCCAGCAUGCCUCAAGCAUGACAGUAAACUGGUUUAGCUGGGUGGUGGGGGACAAAGGCAAUGUAACCAAAAAACUUCCAGCAGGUCCCACCUGGCCACGGAGCGCGACAUAGCUGUGAGGAGAAAACACGGCGAGGAAGGGAAGAUGACCGGCGGAAAGUUGAACCGAAGCGAAGCUUGACGAGCAAACAUCAGCGGGCAGAUCUAGAGAUAAAGGCGAUAUCUCUGAGCACAAUGAUCUCUGCUCAGUGACAUGUGCAGGAUGGCGCGUCGUUCUCAGUGCUCCUCGGCUGGGGAUAACCCCCUUGACCCCAACUACCUCCCUCCCCACUAUCGGGAAGAGUACCGCUUGGCUAUUGAUGCGCUGGUUGAAGAGGAUUUGGAAGGCUACUAUCAGUUCCUCCAAAAAGCAGAUGUUGUAGAUUUUUUAUCAACAUCUGAAAUUCAGUACAUUCAGAGCUCUGUUCAGGUUCCCAGGCAGAGCAACGAGCCUGAGCAGCCUUUUCUAGAGACUGGGGCAGAUGGUUCUUCUGGUACUUACUGGCCCCUUCACUCUGACCUGGAUGUGCCCGGUUUGGACCUUGGCUGGCCUCAGCUGAAUCCUUUCCUCGGACCCACAGAGGUCACCACUCUGAUUAACCCCCCUGAGCCGGACAUGCCGAGCAUCAAGGAGCAGGCCCGACGACUUAUCAAGAACGCUCAACAGGUCAUUGCCAUAGUGAUGGACAUGUUUACUGAUGUUGACAUGUUUGCGGAUAUCCUCAAUGCUGCCAUGAGAAAUGUUGCUGUCUACAUCCUGCUCGAUGAGCAGAAUGCACAUCACUUUAUAAACAUGGCGUCCAACUGUAGAGUAGAUCUGCAGAGCAUUCAAAGUUUAUGUGUGAGAACAGUGUCUGGCAGCACGUAUCAAUGCCGCUCAGGGAAAUCCUUCAAAGGUCAGGUGAUGGAUCGCUUCUUGCUGACUGAUUGCAGGGCUGUGCUGAGUGGGAAUUACAGCUUCAUGUGGUCUUUUGAGAAGCUGCACCGCUGCAUGGCACACCUGUUCCUCGGACAGCUUGUGACGACAUUUGAUGAGGAGUUUCGGAUUCUGUUUGCUCAGUCACAGCCGCUGGUGACUGAAAAUGCACUCGCUCCAAUGGAGGAUUUAAGCAUUUUGUAUAAGAGACAGUACCCAAAUACAAGAACUUCACUGUACAGAGAGCCUAAAAAGUGGACAUCACCACUGGACAUCAGUCAUUCUGAUGAGUGGGCAAGACAUUCCAGUGAUGAGCGAAUGGAUGCUGACUGGAGGGUGAUGGCUCUUAAAAGGCAGGAAUCUCUUCGCGGCCCUGCAGAGAUGUACGGUAAAUAUGCACCACAGCAGUCUCGCUUGGAUCCUUGUUUUGAUCCGGGCCUCUCCAGGAUUGCCAUGAUGGAUAAUCCCGCCUAUAAACGGCAUUCUUAUGCCGAAGGUGUCCAGGGUAGAUACUCCCUCCCAUUCCUGCAGCAACAGGGAAUGCCAGACUUCGAACCCCAAGGAAAGCCUUUUCAAAGGGGGCAAGGGACAGAUUACAGCGGCUACGACAAGUUCUGGAAUCAAGACUAUUAUUCAGCAGACCAAUACUCUGAGCCAGGUUUAACACAGGAUGUGCAACCACCUGAUAACUUUGACCCUGUUUUUAACUAUUUAUCAUCUACCAGAAAACUGGACUUUGAUCAGAGCUCAGAGAAAUUACAACCUGCCGCAGAUUUACCGUUUAGUUCAUCCUACCCCACAAGACUAAAUGUAGCCCAGCCAUAUGUCUGUCAGACCUCCCCACCCCCUUCAAGCUCAGCUGAUCAGAAACAGUUUUUCCUAGAUCCUACCACUGAUCGCAAAGAUCCUAUGGUGAAACGGGGGUUGAGAGACUGGAGGAUUAGCUCAUUCCUCAGUGCAUAUGAAGCUCCUGCAGAAGAAGGGCUGCCAUUGGCACCACCUCAGGCACCAGAUCCUCAGGCACCGAAUCCCAUACAGCAAACUGCACCAGCCAUAGAUUUUGUUGUUCCCAAAAUACCCAAUGUUCGAGAGUUCAAAGUUCCUGCAAUACCCAGGGCAAGCCAGAUGCCAAGUUAUGCCAAAACCACCACUCUGGAGCAGCCAAAGAAAUCGCAGGACGAACCGCCUACAGUAGCAUCAGAAACCAAGACAACACAGAGACCCUGUGAAACAUUUUCUAAAACUGAAGGAGAAAAGAUGGAGGAAGCAGAACCAAAAGAACCAAAAACCAGUGUGCUUCGAAGGGAUGACUCUUUCAAAAGGAAUUACAGUGCUGCAGUGCAAAGGAGCUCCAGGUUGAGAUCUUCUCUCAUUUUCAGCUCUCUGGAUCAGUCACAGACUUCUCAAGAAACCACUUCCACUGAUCAAAGUGAUGAGCAAAGUGAAAAAAAUGAAACUGAACUGACGAAACUCCCCUUUGUCUCUCGUGCUUUGGGGCAAAGAAGGUCUGCUGCAAGAGAACCUUUUGAAUGGAGUCAGUCAAUUAAGUCAAGCACUUUUGAUAACUCAUCUAUGGAAACUUCUAAAGCAGAUGAUAAAGAGUCAUCAAAGGAGGAACAUUCAGAAGAUAUUUCAGAAAACCCUGAGGCCCAAGAGCCAUUAAAACUGCCUGAUAUGAAGCCAGAUAAUAUUUCACCAUCAGCUGCUCAGUCUAAACCCUCUGAAGCUGAGCUGCCCAAAACUGAUCAACCAGUACAACCACCUAAACCUUUACUGACAAGCGCAUUUUAUGUAGAUAUGAAUGAUCCAGAUCAGAGGCUCAUGUUUUUCAAAGAGUUGGCUGCAAAACGCAGAGCUGCUAAAGCUACAGAAGAUGAAAAGAGAAAAGAGAAGGCACCGAUGAAACCACCACCUGAUCUUAAAAGCAAUUCUACUUCCCAGAAAGAAAAACCUGCUCCAAACGAAACUUCAGAAAGCUUUGCUUCAGUGUCUGAGGGAUUAUUAGUAAAAAAUGCUGCUGCACAGAGUCCAACAGAGAUGACAUCCACAGAAGCGCGUGAGUCAGCUGCUCUGUCUUUAGACACAAAUGACAUUGCCGACAAGGACAGUGUUGCCACUGGUGAUUCCAAAACUCCCCAAAGCUGCAGUGCACAAGAAGCCAAAGAUCCAGCUGAUUCAGAGAUGAUAGAGUCGGACAAUGAGUCAGUAGCAAGACUUCCUGUUUCUGCAGAACGAAAGCUCUCUUGGAGUAAAUCACCAAAUGACACAGCACUGUCUGUAUCUCCUGUCACAGAGAGUAUUAAUCCACCUACACCAACAAAUGCUACUCCGACUAAUGUCUCAUCUGUUGCACAAGAUAUUGAUGAAAGAGAAAGCCCAGGACUUAGUUCUACCUCAGAGGCGUCAAUUUCAGUCUGUUCCAGGUCGGUGGAGGUUCCACCAUCUUUCGUGUUGGAUAUUUACCCUCAAAAUCCUACAUCAGUACAGUUAGAGCCCAGCAUCUACACUUCUCCGGUGCCAUCUGGACCAGACGAUGGAUCAGGAUUAAGCUCCAACCUAGUAGAGCAAAGCUGGUCUCAACAUUCUCUGCAACAUUCUGGUACACAGAUCAUUCCUUCCACCACAGCAGAGGUAUCAUUCUCUAACACUAUCUCAGGAGAUUCCGGCUCAACCCAUUCUCCCAGUAAAUUUUCCCUAAACAUUGACAACAUUGAAGCUCAGGACUCUGUCAGCACCUUACUGCAAGAGUCCCCCCUAUCAGCUGAAGAAACUUCACAAAAAUCCGACGAUGAUCUGAGCAACCUAACUGGUCUAGACUUUGUUCCCCAGUUGCAGAUCUGUGAGACCCCCCCAGAAGCUGACGCUACUCAUUUGGAAUCUAAGAUUUUUCCUGACACAAAUGGUGCGGGUCCAGAGCCAAAAGCAUCCUUAUCACAGUCCACCACAGAGACAAGCUGUGAAGAGUUUUCUGCAACAUAUUCAGUAGAAGCAUCAGAGAAAAAUGUUUCUGAAUCAGAAAAAGAUGGUUCUGGAUUACCUGCUGUAGAGGAGUGUGACACUCUUGGACCAUCUAAGGAUAUUAUGGCUGAUAGCACAUCUCCCAAGCUUAACCUUGCUCCACCUGAGUCAGGUUUACUUAUAUCUGGUCCAGAAAGUUCAAUCUCUGAAGCUUCUUUACAAGAGGCUAUUACUGUUAUAACUACCCCUGCAGAAACUCCACCUAAACCUUUGGAUUCAGAAACAAGCUCAAAUGUCAGUUCAGAUGUUACUCCAAAUACAUCCCUGUCAGGAACAACUCCUCAAGACACACCAAUCCAAGCUACCCCUCCACACCACCUCAACCUGACAGACUCUGAUGCACCUGCAGCAACAGUCUCUAUAACUCCUCUGACUGAGUCAGAAAAAUCACUUUUGUCCCCUGAAAUUGAAAAGACAGAAACUGACAUGUGUGCAGCAGUCAGUGUCUCAGAUCAAACUUUCAUUUCCAGCCAAACGGAGCAAGAAUCAGAUGAAUCUCUAGUUUACCCAUCAACACAAUCACCAAGCAUCCCAACUGAUUCUGCCUCAAAAGCACCAGCAGAGCUUGAUUUGCCAUGCAAAACUUUAACAUGUGAAAGCCAGGCAUCAGAGACACCUGUGCCGACAGGAAGUAGUAUCAUAGAGCCUGAAUUAGUGGUCACUGGUGAGAAAAAAUCUGAUAAUCUGGAGGACAUAAAUAAAAGCAAUAAAGUAAGCACCGAAGAAUCUGUUAGCUGUGAAAAAAUAAAUGACCAGGUCAAGCCAAGUAACUGCUCCGAACACACAGAGAUACCAUUCAAACAGCCGAAAUCAAGCCAGUCUCGCUACCACUCCUCCACGGCCAACGUGCUCUCAAGCAGCAACCUCCGAGACGACACGAAGCUGCUUCUAGAGCAGAUUUCUGCCAACUGUCAAAACCGGAGUGAGGCCGCUAAAGAGUCUCCUGUCACUGAUGACGAGAAAGAAGACGAAGCUGACAAAAACGCCAAAAAAGAGCAACAAAGAGGGUUCAGGACACUUAGCAGGGGGCCGCCUAAGUCGACUCAGGACCGUGAGAAGCUGCUGGAAAGGAUCCAGAGCAUGAGGAAGGAGAGGAAAGUUUACAGCCGUUUUGAGAUGGCGCCUUAGAUGUGAUUAAGAGACAAUCAAGAGGAUAAAGCGUAUGUUGCAAGAACUGACACCUCUACAGUGUUUAAAAUGACAUUUUCUUACGUUUUCAAGGGAGUUCUCUGCAAACAAAGUUUAUUAUGUUCAGAAGAGUUGGGAGAAGUGUCAGAUUCACUGAACUUUACAGGGUAAAAGUACCAUCAGUAAAAAGAAAAGUAUGCAAAGCUGUUCCAGUCACGUGUGUGAUGUUCAACAAAGGACCUCCAUCUCGUCGUAUCAUCAAGUGUGAACGUGUGAACCACAACGUGGACGAUGUGUUUGAUCAGACAUGUUUUACUGACUGUAUGGGUGAAGUGCAAUGAGUUCAGCAGGUCAUUUAUGUGUCUUUGCUUUUUUUUUAUCACAGCACUGACAACAAUGGCUGCGGUUGUAAGACAUGUUCAAGCGUAAAAGAAAACCUGAAGGUGUCAAGAGUUUUAAAAAUGGUAAAUUACUGUAGUUCUCUCGUUUUUCACAGCCACAUUAAACAAGAUGCUGAUAGGUUCAUGUAUAUUUGUGAAACAAGUGGAUGUUAAAAUGGCAUCCUUAAAAAUAACUCAGCAAUGAUUUUAUAAUCUUUAAAAAUUGAAUUGAUACAAAUAAAAAGAAGAAACUAGGGGUUGAAUCAAGACAGUGACUUAGACAUUAUGUACCAACAGAAUUAAUAACUUUAAUUAUACAGUAAGAUUUUAUAGGAGUUCAUUUUGAUUGGAUUAAAGGCAACUCAGAGCAACAUAGUUCAUAUUUUUUCAAUGCGAAUCAAAGCUUAAAUUGGUAUGUUUGUCAUUUGCUUCUUGUGAUUUCCUGAUUCUGUAAAUUUGAAAUGAAAACUGACCUUGCACAGUAAAACCAAUACAAAUCUGUACAUAAAGACCUCUAAAGCUGUGCUGUAAAGUCAUUGUUUUUACAGAUUUAUGAUAAUUUCCCUUAUUGACACUUGCUAUUUGUAAAUAAACUUUUUUAAAAUA
This is a messenger RNA of Melanotaenia boesemani (Boeseman's rainbowfish), 6162 nucleotides long. It is a transcript of the gene sack1ha, whose product is annotated as family with sequence similarity 83 member Ha. Gene Ontology annotation, molecular function: keratin filament binding. The transcript is spliced from 7 exons. Gene Ontology annotation, biological process: positive regulation of cell migration; protein localization to cytoskeleton; intermediate filament cytoskeleton organization. The record is from RefSeq and is a predicted model, not a curated record. Gene Ontology annotation, cellular component: keratin filament. Lineage: Eukaryota; Metazoa; Chordata; Actinopteri; Atheriniformes; Melanotaeniidae. The coding region runs from base 329 to 5176 and encodes 1615 amino acids.